Eremomyces bilateralis CBS 781.70 is the source of this 753-nucleotide messenger RNA. RefSeq lists its product as uncharacterized. NCBI's taxonomy places the organism in Eukaryota, Fungi, Ascomycota, Dothideomycetes, Eremomycetales, Eremomycetaceae. The transcript has a single exon. The record is from RefSeq and is a predicted model, not a curated record. The coding region runs from base 1 to 753 and encodes 250 amino acids.
AUGAAGACCUCUAUGAUUUUAGGAGUUGCACUACUCCUUCUUCCGGCAAGCUUCGCGCUGCCGGAGCCGCAAGGUAACCGCGGUGGUGGCAACAACAACGGCGGAGGUAGACCUGGAGGUGGGAACAACAACGGCGGAGGUAGACCUGGAGGCGGGAACAACAACGGAGGCGGAAGGCCUGGCGGCGGGAAUAACAACGGGGGUGGCAGGCCUGGAGGCGGAAACAACAACGGGGGAAACUGGGGCGGCAACAAUGGCGGCGGGAAUUGGAACCCCGGCCGCCCUGGCGAAAACAACGGCGGCAACUGGAACGGCGGCAACAACAACGGCAACGAGAUCUGGGGCGAAAUCAUCGGCGGCAUCGCUGGCGGUAUUGCCGAAGGCUGGUCGGAGAACUGGAGCGGCCGACAGGGCGGCUGGAGCCCCCAGGGUCUCGGCGGCUGGCGUCCCGUCACCGCGACGAAGACCGUGACGCGGACGGCGAACCCGUGGCGCCCCGACCCGACGGCGGCGCCGACGGUAUACCAGUACUGCGACCGAGAUAGCGCGAGCUGCGCGGAGGGGGAGUACUGCGUGGCGAAUCCGCGGAGCAACUGCGGGGCGGAGUGCGAUCAGUCGAAUAUCUGUGUGGAGCCGGAGAAUACGUGCGGGGGUGCGGAGGGGGUGGAGUGCGCGAAUCAGAUUUGUGUGGAUGAUGACGCAUAUUGCUUUGUGGGUGCGGAUGGGGGGGAGUGCCUUGGGGUUUGUGUUUGA